Messenger RNA from Anolis carolinensis (green anole), 4707 nucleotides. RefSeq names its product zinc finger protein 557. Gene Ontology annotation, molecular function: DNA-binding transcription activator activity, RNA polymerase II-specific; RNA polymerase II cis-regulatory region sequence-specific DNA binding. The coding region runs from base 301 to 2247 and encodes 648 amino acids. NCBI's taxonomy places the organism in Eukaryota, Metazoa, Chordata, Lepidosauria, Squamata, Anolidae. The record is from RefSeq and is a predicted model, not a curated record. Gene Ontology annotation, cellular component: nucleus. Gene Ontology annotation, biological process: regulation of transcription by RNA polymerase II. The transcript is spliced from 5 exons.
GACUGGACAGCAAGCUAUUUCAUCCAUUUCCUGGGUUAAACAGAGAUGGUUGGUGCUGAUGCUGUGGUGCUGUGAUGAUUCCUUUCCAUCAAUUGCAGGGAAAAGAUAGUUUUUUGUUUUACUCUCAGGAUUUCCUCUGACUAAAGGAAAGACUGUAUCCAUUAGGGACAAACUCCCAUUGAUGCAUCUAGGUCUGCUGCUGCAUUGAAAAGCUCUAGAGCACAAGGCUGUAGCUGGGUCAGGGAGGGAGAACAUAUCUACUGCUUUAUUCUGGAGAGAUUGCUUUCUUUUUCUUUGAGAAUGGCUCUUCCCAAGAGAUUGCUUUCAACAGAUGGUGCAAAAGAAAUUGGGUAUUUUACUCCAAUGGUUCAAUUGGGUGCCUGGUCGAGAACGGAAUGGCCUUCCUCGGCCUCAGAUGACACCCCAGACACCUGUCUCCCUGUGAAGGAAGAACAAACAGACAUCUGUGCAGACAUCGAGGUGGACUAUGUCACCCUGCUCAAAGACAGGGAAGAAAGCAACAGACAAAGCUUUCGUUCAAAUACCGUUCCUUUGGGAGAAACUCCCCGACAGACUCUAUUCCGGCUAAUGGAAGCUGCCCACCGGUGGUUGCAACCUGAGGACCGAACAAAGGGGGAAAUUGUGGACAUGGUGGUCUUGGAGCAAUUUCUACAUGUGCUUCCUUUGGGAAUGCAGUCCUGGGUGAGAUCCAGGAAACCAAGCAGCAGUGAGGAGGCAGCUCGACUGGCACAGACCUACCUGGAACACCAGUGGCCCGUAGCUUUCCAGGAUGUGUCUGUAUAUUUCACACAAGAGGAGUGGGACCUUUUGGAGGAGGAUCAAAGAGCUUUAUAUUACAGCGUGAUGCAGGAGAAUUCUGAGAAUGUGGCCUCAUUAGAAUUGCAACUUUCAGAACCAGAGGACUGUGAACAUGACACUGUGAUCCAGAUAGGGCAGAAAGAAAAGAUUAUGGAGUCAAAGGAGGAAGAGAACCCAAAGGGUUUUUCUGCAGGUCAUUGGUUGGAAAGUACGGAGGUGAAGAAGAAGCCUCAGCAGGAAGAGGUUAGAGCUGAGCCUAUACAAGAGAAGGAAUGUUGGAAUGGUUUCUUUGAUCCCAAUUUGUCCAAAACCACUGAGAUCAAAUCUGUAAGACAAUCAGAAUUCUUGCUACCAGAACGGACACAAGACUGUGCAGCUCCCGGAAGCGUGAAAAUAAUGGAAAGUUCUGUGUCAAAAAGAAAUUACAACUGCUCUGAGUGUGGGAGAAGUUUUGAUCGGAGUUCAAACCUCAUUAAACACCAGCGGACCCACACUGGGGAGAAGCCAUAUCCAUGUGCUGAAUGUGGGAAGCGCUUUGACCAACAAUCCAACUUGAAUGUUCAUUUGCGAGUCCACACAGGAGAGAAGCCAUACGUCUGUCCAGAUUGUGGCAAAAGGUUUAGCAUUAAAUCUCACAUGCAUGGACACUAUAGGACCCACACUGGAGAGAAGCCCUAUGAAUGUGGGGACUGUGGAAAGCAAUUCCGGGUGAAAGCUUGUCUGAAUAAACACCAGAGGAUCCACGCAGGGCAGACUGAGCUGUCCAAAGUAUUUGAGAUUCAAUCAGUUGAACUUCAGGCAAGAAUACCAGUUGUGACACAGCAAAAUGUAGCACCUCAAAAAGCAAAUUGCACUAAAAUUAACAGAAAUGCACCCCAAAAAGAAAUCCUUAUGUCAGAAAGAAAUUACAUCUGUUCUGAGUGUGGCAAACGUUUCAAUCGGCGUUCAAACCUAGUUAAACACUACCGGAUUCAUACUGGAGAGAAGCCGUAUUCGUGUGCCGAAUGUGGGAAACGCUUUGACCAGCAAUCCAACCUCAACGUCCAUUUCCGAGUCCAUACAGGAGAGAAGCCAUAUGGCUGUCCAGAUUGUGGCAAAAGGUUUAGCAUCAAAUCUCAUUUACAUGGACACUACAGGAUCCACACAGGAGAGAAACCCUAUGAAUGUGGGGGUUGUGGGAAGAGAUUCCGCGUGAAGUCUUGCCUGAAUAAGCACCAGAGGACCCACGCAGGAGAAAAACCCUAUAAAUGCCUUGUCUGUGAGAAAACUUUCACCUGUAGUUCCCAUCUUAUUAAACACCGUGUGGCUCACUCGGGAGAGAAAAAUUACAUGUGCUCUGAUUGCGGGAAGAAGGUUUUCAACAAUUCCGAUCUUCACAAAGGUGACAGAAUCCACACACAAGACUCUUUGUGUCAGCCCCUUCUCUGAAAAAAGAUUCCAUCAUGUUUCUCAGCAAAAUGAACAUAAAAGAAGCCAUAUGGAAAACAGCAGAAAAGGUUUUAGAGAGGACUCUGAGCAGAACAUAAACAGCAGAAUCCACACAAUGCGGCAUACCAGUGAUGUAUUUGUCAUUUUAAGGAUGUAGAUAUCAACAUUAACAGCAACUUUGGUUCCAGUGGAAAGGAAGGAUAGAAAUUAAAUAAAUAAAAAUAACUCAUUCAUAUUGCCUCUCUUGCUAUAAAAAGUAUGUAUCUAGGCCUCCGCAGAAUGACUCCUAACUUAUUCAAGGGUUGCAGCAAAAGCCAUAAUUUUGGCCCCAAAACAGGCCCUCGAUUUAUACAUGAGAUCAACUUAUAUAUGAAUUAAUACAGUAGCUAUCCUUAACAUUUUAAGGUUGCCUAUAAGUGCUUCCAAUAAGAGACUUGUAUAAGAAAAAUCUUUGGGUCGUCAAAUACUACAGAAAAUGCACAAGGAAUGGCCGCUGCUUUUAAGAAAUCAGAUGAAAACUAGGACUUGGAAAGGCACCUAUGAAACAACGAGAUGAGAUCAUGAAAUCUAAAGAUAUGCCAUUGAAUACUAAAAUUAGGGUUGUCCAGGGCAUGAUAUAUCUCCAAUUUCUAUGCAUAGCUGUGAAUACUGGACAGUAUCGGAACCUGAUAAGAAGAUAAUCAACUCAUUUGAAACGUGGUAGAGAAGAGUUUUACAAAUAUGGUGGACGCUCAAGAUAAAUAAAUUGAGACUGUAGUACACUGGCCGUAUUGUGAGAAGGCAUAACUCAACAGAAGAGACAAUAAGGUAAGGUUUCAGAUGGAGAGACUCAAUCAACACAGCCCUGAGUUUGCAAGACCUGAGGACAGAAGCUGAGAAAACUUCCCAUAGGGAGAUAAACAAUUUCAAUUCCAUUUGAUUUCCCGGUGUUGAUAGCAGCCCGACUAGAAUUAGAACAGAGUGCUUUUUCAUGUGAAACCGACAUUUGGAUUUCUUCUCUACCACUCAAUACUCUUGUGGGAACUGGAAGGAGGAAAAAAAUCCUGAAGUAGCAGUAUUCUCUUUUUUUUCUCCCCAUGUACAAUGAGUAGAUGUGAUGUCAUAAGGUGCAUCUACACUGCUAUGGCUCAAUGCUAUAAAAUCAUGGGAAUCCUAGUUUGGUGAGGCACCAGCACUCAUUGGUAGAAAGGCAAAAAAAUCGUAAAACUACAAUUAUUAUGAUUUCAUGACAUUGAGCCAUGGCAAUUAAAGUAUGUACACCCUUGCUCUCCACUUUCCCCAUAGAGGAGGAACAGCUCACAAGAGCAGAUUAUGAAGUUUGACAGCUGACUUUCCAGAUACUAUUGUGACAUCUCACGUCUGGUAUGAUUUGACUGGGUGGCUAUUGUUCCCUCCAACCAAUGAAAAGGCAAAGAGCUGGUUCCUCAUUUGAAUACGAGUCAGUAUAUAAUAGCAAACCUAAUGAGACCAUGGAGGCAUUCAUCAAAAGACAUUCAGAGGAGGAUAGGCACAGCAAACAGAAACAAUGGAUAUUGCCCAAAAUGGGAAUAUGAUGCAUGCUCAGAAGAGAAUGACAAGAAACCAGAAGAAGAGGCAACGUAGAAGACGGAAACAGAGGAACAGGGCAAUCCGUCAAGCGAGGAAUGCAAACUUCCCACCCAAGACAUUUGCACCUGAGAUGGAGCCACCUCUUUUCCUGUGUCAAGGAAAGGCAUCCCUGCCAAUCAAGGAGAAUGAAAAUGCCACCUCUGCACAAGGCGGUGCACCCACAACCCAAGAUGGGGAACAACAACAUUUCCUCAGCAACUCCAUGUCUUCACAAGCCACCGUGGACAUCCAGGUGUCCCCAGAUAUUGUAUGGCUUUGCAGGCCACCCAUGCUAAGAUGUCCACAGCAGCAAAGUACAUUCACCAACUAUUUGUGUCCACAACUGUGUGUCCCCAGCAACACAGUGGUCUCACCAACCAUUUGUAUCAGGAUGGGAAGCAAUCUCUGUGCUCUCAUUGCCAAUGAGCUCCGGUGUGAAGUCAAUGAGAUGAUGCCCAGGCAACUGAUACCGUGCUUGUUUAAUAAUGACCAGAAUGCCUCUCCCUUUUAGAAGAGCCACACUCCCUUUCUUCCCAACCUGGUCUCUAGAGGGAAGAAAGAAAAAGAGAAGCCUGGAAAAAAUCCCAUCUUUCACAUGACGGAAGGUCUUUCGUUGCCAUCUGAAGGUCCAAGAAACCCAACACUUUUAGAGGAAAUGAACAAUGAUCAAGGGGUAAAACAGGUAUUUAUUAGGACACAUCUUGAAAAGAACAUCUGCCUAAAGAAGCCUCUGGUUUUCACAAAGAACAAACUUUCUUGUUUCAUCAACUGUUGGAUUUCCAGAUAUCUCAGACUGCACACGAGAGAUUUUCUUCCAGAAGAAGACAAAGCAUCUAAUUAUUAUCAAGCCAAUAAAGUGGGAUUUUACAAUCA